AUGGCUGCGCUGCGGAGGCUCCUGUGGCCGCCGCCUCGGCUCCCGCCUCCGCCCUCCCCUCACCAUCCCUUUCCGGGGCCGUGGGGGCGGCCGGCGGGGAUAGCCCCGGGCCCGGCUGGCCGGCCCUUCUCCUGCCGGGAGGAGGAAGACGGGGCUGUGGCGGAGGCGGCUUGGCGGCGGCGGAGGCGCUGGGGCGAGCUGAGCAUCGCGGCAGCAGCCGGCGGGGGGCUGGUCGGCCUCGUGUGCUACCAGCUGUACGGGGACCCCAGGGCCGACUCCGCGUGGGCCCCCGCCCUCGCGCGCCCCUCGGACAGCUCGGUCUCGGAGCCGGAGGACCCGCCCCGCGGCCGGGGGCUGAUUCCCAUCCCGGUGGCGGCUGCCAAGGAAACGGUUGCUGUCAACAGAACAGACAUUGAAGACUUAGACCUCUAUGCUACAUCUCGGGAAAGGAGAUUUCGUUUGUUUGCCUCUAUAGAAUGUGAGGGACAGUUAUUCAUGACUCCGUAUGAUUUUAUUUUGGCUGUUACAACAGAUGAGCCCAAAUUUGCUAAGACGUGGAAGUCACUUACCAAACAGGAAUUAAAUCAAAUGCUCUCAGAAACACCACCAGUUUGGAAAGGAUCAUCAAAGCUUUUUCGCAGUCUUAAAGAAAGAGGUGUGAUUUCUUACACAGAAUAUCUUUUUCUUUUAUGUAUUUUAACAAAGCCACAUGCAGGUUUUAGAAUAGCUUUCAACAUGUUUGACACUGAUGGCAAUGAGAUGGUGGAUAAAAAGGAGUUUUUGGUGCUUCAAGAGAUAUUCAGGAAAAAAAAUGAAAAGAGAGAAACCAAAGGAGAUGAAGAGAAGCGUGCAGCGCUGCGUCUUCAACUUUAUGGAUACCAUUCUCCUACUAAUAGUGUACUUAAGACAGAUGCUGAGGAACUUGUCUCCAGAAGCUAUUGGGAUACACUGAGACGUAAUACAAGCCAAGCACUCUUUUCAGACCUUGCAGAGCGUGCUGAUGACAUUACAAGUUUAGUAACAGAUACUACACUUCUUGUGCACUUUUUUGGAAAGAAAGGAAAAGCUGAACUCAACUUUGAAGAUUUUUAUAGAUUCAUGGAUAACCUACAAACAGAAGUUCUAGAAAUAGAAUUCCUUUCUUACUCUAAUGGGAUGACCACUAUCAGUGAAGAAGAUUUUGCUCAUAUUCUUUUACGGUAUACAAAUGUGGAAAAUACAUCAGUAUUUUUGGAAAAUGUGCGUUACAGUAUACCUGAAGAAAAGGGCAUCACAUUUGAUGAAUUCAGGUCAUUUUUCCAGUUUCUGAACAACUUAGAAGACUUUGCAAUAGCCUUGAAUAUGUAUAACUUUGCAAGUCGCUCUAUAGGGCAAGAUGAAUUUAAGCGCGCCGUCUAUGUAGCUACUGGCCUCAAACUUUCACCACAUUUAGUGAACACAGUCUUCAAGAUUUUUGACGUUGACAAAGAUGAUCAAUUAAGUUAUAAAGAAUUUAUUGGAAUUAUGAAAGACAGACUCCAUAGAGGAUUCCGGGGUUACAAAACCGUUCAGAAGUAUCCCACUUUCAAAUCCUGUCUAAAGAAGGAACUUCACAGCAGAUAGGUACUUCUAAAGCAAAGUUUAAAGGAUUAUUGUCUACAUGAUGAUGCAAGAAGCGAAAAUUUCAGAGAGUAAAAGCAGGUCUCAGAUCAGAACAUGUAGAAAUGAAGGAAAAGAUGAAACGCUAAUUGUAGUUUUUCUUGAUUCUUGAACAUAAGACAGAUAAAAUGCAUCUUCUCACUAACUUGUAAAUGUUAUGUGUUAUCAAGUCGAGCUUUUGCAUUGAUUUACCGAACUCUGUACUUUUUCAUUCCUUUCAGAAGUAUAUAGAUACUUCCAAUGACUAUGUAAGAAUGUAUUUUAAGUAUUUUUUAUUUAUUAGAAAUUUGCCUCAUUUCAAAAUAAUAUAUGACUCCUGGAAUCUAGAGCACUUAAAAAUUAACAGCAACAUAUUUUCUUUGGUUUUAAACUGUGAACUUAUUUUCAGAAAAAUGAGUUAUUACUUGAGAUUUAUCCUAGGCCUUUAGAAUUGUUGAUGAAUCCCCAUUAUUACCAGGUUUUUAAUUACAUUUAAAUAAUUUGGAAAAACAAAAGUGAGCUACUAUGUAAUAUGAUGGUUUACAUUGUACUUUUAACUUUUAAAAGUACUUAACAUGUACUGUGUGAAUCAGAGUUUUUAAAAAGUUUUUGUUCAUUUGCCAAAGUCAUCCGGAUGUCUGAUACUAUGUGUAUAGUAAAGCAGUUUCAAACGUACAUAUUUUUUUCCUCAAAAACCUCACAUCUUCACAGUAGAAACCGUGGUAGUGACAGCACGGCCAUCUGUAAUGUGCCGCCGCUGCUGGCAGGUGGCGCGUGGCGGUGGCUCAGUCGGAGUGCUGUCUUGCGCGGGCCAUGCGGUGCCGCGCAGCGUUGGGGGUGUAAGAUGACAUAAGAUGACGUAAGACAACAUGUGAGUCACGGCUGCAUUUGUCGAAGGUGAUGUUUUGUUUCUCACAAAAGGACCACUUUGGAAAAAGUGAGGCCAAACAGCCGAUCGUAAUGAAUAACUAAAUUCAUUAUUUCAAAAUAAUAUUUCAAAUUCACUAAGUCAAAAGACUUAAAGAGAAAAAACUUUCU
Molecule: messenger RNA, 2655 nt
Organism: Hyaena hyaena (striped hyena)
Lineage: Eukaryota; Metazoa; Chordata; Mammalia; Carnivora; Hyaenidae
Gene: MICU3
Product: mitochondrial calcium uptake family member 3
Exons: 15
Coding region: 1-1602 (533 amino acids)
Biological process (GO): calcium import into the mitochondrion; mitochondrial calcium ion homeostasis
Cellular component (GO): uniplex complex
Molecular function (GO): calcium ion binding
Source: RefSeq, a predicted model, not a curated record